Messenger RNA from Meriones unguiculatus (Mongolian gerbil), 9142 nucleotides. RefSeq names its product YLP motif containing 1 (gene Ylpm1). The record is from RefSeq and is a predicted model, not a curated record. NCBI's taxonomy places the organism in Eukaryota, Metazoa, Chordata, Mammalia, Rodentia, Muridae. Gene Ontology annotation, cellular component: nucleus. The coding region runs from base 152 to 6544 and encodes 2130 amino acids. Gene Ontology annotation, biological process: regulation of telomere maintenance. The transcript has 21 exons.
GGUAGCGCCGGCGCACUGGCGCGCUCUGUUCACACGCUCCGCGGCCUGUAGGCGCCGCGAGUUCCGGCUGUCGCCGUCACCGCCGCUGCUCCUGGAGGUCGGUUGCGGCGAGUAACGGCGCCGGGACGAGCCCCGCGCUUUCGUUUCCGAUAUGUACCCGAAUUGGGGCCGGUAUGGCGGGAACAGCCACUAUCCGCCGCCGCCAGUCCCGCCGCCGCCGCCAGUGGCGCUUCCUGAGGCCUCACCGGGGCCCGGGUACUCCAGUUCGACGACUCCCGCGGCCCCUUCCUCUUCGGGCUUCAUGAGCUUCCGAGAGCAACACUUGGCGCAGCUCCAGCAGCUGCAGCAGAUGCACCAGAAGCAAAUGCAGUGCGUGCUCCAGCCCCACCACCUUCCUCCGCCCCCGCUGCCGCCCCCGCCGGUGAUGCCGGGGGGCGGCUACGGAGACUGGCAGCCGCCACCGCCACCGAUGCCCCCGCCACCUGGGCCAGCCCCCAGCUAUCAGAAGCAGCAGCAGUACAAACACCAGAUGCUCCACCACCAACGAGACGGGCCUCCUGGUUUGGUUCCUAUGGAGCUGGAGUCCCCUCCUGAAUCUCCCCCUGUCCCUCCAGGACCCUAUAUGCCCCCGUCUCAGUCGUACAUGCCUCCACCUCAGCCACCACCCUCUUACUAUCCCCCUUCCUCCGCUCAGCCCUACCUGCCACCUGCUCAGCCAUCCCCUUCUCAGUCCCCACCUUCCCAAUCCUUUCUGGCGCCCACCCCUUCUUAUUCUUCCUCUUCCUCCUCGCAAUCUUAUUUGAGCCAUUCCCAGCCCUACUUACCUCCCUCCCAGGCAUCUCCUUCCCGCUCCCAGGGCCAUUCUAAACCCCAGCUACUACCACCACCGUCCGUCCCUUCUGGGAAUAAGACAACUGUCCAGCAAGAACCUUUGGAGAGUGGGGCCAAGAACAAGAGUGCUGAACAGAAGCAAGCUGCUCCUGAGCCAGAUCCCUCUACAAUGACUCCACAGGAGCAACAACAAUAUUGGUAUCGGCAGCAUCUGCUUAGCCUGCAGCAGAGGACAAAAGUGCAUUUGCCAGGACAUAAAAAGAGUCUUGCCACAGCCAAGGACGUACCAGAACCCCUAAAAGAAGAAGUUCCAGUGCCGGCUACCAGUCAGGUUUCAGAACCCCUUGCAUCUGAGGAGCCUCCGUUACCACCUCCAAAUGAAGAGGCACCACCUCCACUCCCACCUGAAGAACCCCAGUCUGAAGACCCAGAAGAGGAUGCUAGGUUAAAACAGUUGCAGGCCGCAGCAGCGCAUUGGCAACAGCACCAGCAACAUCGCGUCGGCUUUCAGUAUCAGGGAAUAAUGCAGAAGCACACUCAGUUACAGCAGAUCCUACAGCAGUACCAGCAAGUUAUCCAGCAUUCACCGCACAUACAGACUAUGGCUCUUGAUGUGCAGCUGCGACAUUAUGAGAUGCAGCAGCAGCAGUUUCAGCAUCUCUACCAAGAAUGGGAGCGAGAGUUUCAGCUGUGGGAGGAACAGCUCCAGGCCUAUCCUCAUAAAGAUCAGCUUCAGGAGUAUGAGAAACAGUGGAAAACAUGGCAAGGACAUAUGAAAGCCACUCAGACCUAUCUCCAGGAAAAAGUCAACUCAUUUCAGAAUGUGAAGAACCAGUAUAUGGGGAACAUGUCAAUGCCACCUCCAUUUGUCCCAUAUUCUCAGAUGCCUCCACCUCUACCAACAAUGCCCCCUCCAGUAUUACCUCCAUCAUUGCCACCACCAGUGAUGCCUCCUGCUCUACCCACUACCAUACCACCACCUGGCAUGCCCCCACCUGUGAUGCCACCUUCACUCCCAACCUCUGUUCCGCCACCAGGACUGCCUCCAUCUCUUUCUUCAGCAGGGCCACCUCCAGUCCUCCCCCCACCUUCCCUCUCUUCAGCAGGGCCACCCCCAGUCCUCCCCCCACCAACUCUCCCUUCUGGGGCACCUCCACCUGUCCUGCCCCUCCCACCAUUGUCUUCAGCCACACCUCCUCCAGGAAUCCCUCCCCCUGGAGUUCCACAGGGGCUGCCUCCUCAGUUAACAACAGCCCCAGUUCCACCAGCCUCCAGUUCUCAGAACUCACAGGUCCCAGAGAAAUCUCGACAAGCACUGCUUCCCACACCUGUGUCUUUUGGUUCAACCCCACCUUCACCUUAUCACCCUCCACCUCAGUCAGAACAAGUGAAUUCCAAACCUCUGAACAAAGCUGCUCUGCCGUUUAGUUCGUUUUCAUCUGAGCAAGGACUUGGCGAAUCUUUGGCUGUUCCAUCUCAAUCUAUUACUGCAACUAAGGACAUGCCAGUGAGGUCAGAUGGACUGCUUCCAGACCCUCCUAGAAGCAGUUUCUUGGAAGGUCCAAAAGGUCCAAGAUUUGAUGGUCCUCGAAGAUUUGAGGAUUUAGGGUCAAGGUGUGAAGGACCGAGACCCAAAGGGCCUCGUUUUGAAGGAAAUCGCCCCGAUGGGCCAAGACCCAGAUAUGAAAGUCACCCAGCAGAGGGCACUAAAAGCAAAUGGGGAAGGAUCCCCCGGGGUCCAGCAUCUCAAUUUUAUAUAACUCCCAAUACAUCCCUAAGUCCUCGACAGAGUGGACCACAGUGGAAAGGCCCCAAAGCAACUGUUGGAGAGCAACAGCAGCAGCCUAAGCCACAAGCAGAACCUCUUUCAGGAAACAAAGAACCAUUAGCAGACACAAGUAGUAACCAGCAGAAGAAUUUUAAAAUGCAAUCAGCUGCAUUUUCCGUUGCUACAGAUGUCAAGGAUACCAAGGCGGCUCAGUCAAAUGAGAAUCUAAGCGACUCUCUGCAAGAGCCACCUAAAAGCCAAGUCUCGGAAGGGCCCAUAGAGCCCUCUAAUUGGAACCAGAAUUCUCAAAGUAUGGAGACUGAAAUGGACAAAGCCCACAGUGUUACUCAGCCUGUAUCCCUUGCAAAUAAACCUGUACCUACUCAAUCUACCUUUUCCUCAAAAAUAGGGAGCAUAAAGGGAGGAGCAGCAACAGCAUUGACUGCAGAUAAUGAUUUCAAACCUUUGGGUGUUGGUUUACCUCACUCAGAAAACAACCAAGAGAAAGAUCUUCCUCAGCCAGACAGCAGAGAAAGUAGAUUAGAAGGCAAUAAAGCCAGCAUCUCAUCCUACAGAGGUCCUGGGCAAAAUAGAGUGGAAGAUACACGAGAUAAAGGACUAGUAAACAGAGGCCGUGGCCAGACAAUUAGUCGAGGUCCUGGGCUGGUCAAGCAAGAAGAUUUUCAUGAUAAGAUGAUGGGUAGAAGAGAAGAUAGUCGUGAGAAAACCAGCAGAGGAGAAGGCAGCCGGGACAGGGUGUUGGUGAGGCCGGGAAGCAGUCGAGAUAAAGUACCAGGUGGCUUACAAGACGGCCAGGACAGUAGAGCUAGCAGCCGAGAAAGGGGGCCACCUCGCAGCGCUGGUAGUCAGGAGAGAGGACCUCCUCGAAGGGCUAGAAGUAGAGAGAGAAUACCUGCCCAAAGAGCUGGGAGCAGGGAGAGGGGACCGCCUCGGGGGUCAGGCAGUCGAGAAAGGGGUCUAGGGAGGCCAGAUUUUGGUCAUGAUAGAGUUCCCUUUAGACCAGAACCAGGAGAUGGUGGGGAGAAAAUGUAUCCUUAUCAUCGAGAUGAACCUUCUAGGGCUCCGUGGAACCGAGGAGAAGAGAGAGGACAUGAAGAUUUCCCAUUAGAUGGUAGAAAUGCUCCAAUUGAGCGAGAAAGACUUGAUGACUGGGAUAGAAAGAGAUACUGGAGAGAGUGUGAACGUGACUAUCAAGAUGACACACUAGAUCCAUACAGCAGAGAGGACAGAUUCUCAGCACCACCAUCUCGGUCUCAUGAUGGAGACAGGCGAGGCCCUUGGUGGGAUGACUGGGAAAGAGAUGAGGAUAUGGAUGAAGGUUACAGCAGGGAGAUGGACAGGGACUUAGAUAGAGAUGUGGAUCGGAUUAGAAGACCCAUGGACAUGUAUGAUAGAAGUGUGGAUAAUGAGUGGGACAGAGAUUAUGAAAGACCACUGGAUGAACAAGAAUCACAGUUUCGUGAACGCGAUAUUCCAUCUCUUCCACCUUUACCGCCCCUCCCACCUCUUCCACCUUUGGAUAGAUAUCGGGAUGAUAGAUGGAGAGAAGAAAGAAAUCGAGACCAUGGGUAUGACCGAGAUUUCCGUGAUAGGGGUGAGUUGAGGAUUCGAGAGUAUCCGGAAAGAGGAGAUACAUGGCGGGAAAAGCGAGACUAUGUUCCUGACAAAAUGGACUGGGAAAGAGAACGGUUGUCAGACAGAUGGUACCCAUCUGAUGUGGAUAGACAUUCCCCCUUGGCGGAACAUAUGCCAUCCUCACAUCAUUCCUCUGAAAUGAUGGGUUCUGAAGCAAACUUAGACUCUGACCAAGGCCUUGGAGGGGUAAUGGUUCUCAGUCAGAGGCAGCACGAAAUCAUUUUGAAAGCUGCACAAGAAUUGAAAAUGCUUCGAGAACAGAAAGAACAGCUUCAAAAGUUGAAAGACUUUGGGUCUGAGCCACAGAUGGCUGACCAUCUACCACCCCCGGACUCAAGAUUACAGAAUACAUCAAGACCUGGGAUAUAUCCGCCUCCAGGCUCCUAUAGACCACCCCCUCCCAUGGGUAAGCCACCUGGGUCAAUUGUAAGACCCACUGCUCCACCAGCAAGAUCAUCUGUUCCUAUGACUAGGCCUCCUGUGCCAGUACCACCGCCACCUCCUCCACCUCCACCACCACCGCCUCCUCCUCCAGUUAUAAAGCCAAAAACUUCAUCUGUGAAACAGGAACGCUGGGAUGAAGAUUCUUUCUAUGGGCUCUGGGAUACAAAUGAUAAUCAAGGACUGAAUUCAGAAUUUAAGCGAGACACUGCACCAAUUCCAUCUGCUCCGGUAUUACCACCCCCACCUGUUCAUUCUUCCAUUCCCCCUCCUGGCCCAUUGCCUAUGGGUAUGCCACCAAUGUCCAAACCACCACCAGUACAGCAUACAGUUGACUAUGGCCAUGGCCGAGAUAUGCCUACUAAUAAGGUUGAACAGAUACCGUAUGGGGAGAGAAUAACUCUUCGCCCGGAUCCAUUACCCGAAAGGCCGGCCUUUGAUGCAGAGCAUGCAGGCCCGCAUGAUCGCUAUGAUAGAGAUAGAGACCGUGAACCUUAUUUUGACCGUCAAAGUAAUAUAGCAGAUCAUCGAGAUUUUAAAAGGGACCGAGAGACACACAGAGAUAGAGACCGGGAUCGUGUUCUUGACUAUGAGCGGGAUCGAUUUGACAGAGAGCGCAGACCCCGAGAUGACAGGAAUCAAUCAUAUCGAGACAAAAAAGAUCAUUCAUCGUCCAGAAGAGGAGGAUUUGAUAGGCCAUCCUAUGACCGGAAGUCUGAUAGACCACCCUAUGAAGGCCCAACCAUGUUUGGAGGAGAACGAAGAACUUACCCAGAGGAACGAAUGCCCCUGCCAACUCCUUCCCUGGGCCAUCAGCCACCUCCAGCUCCACGGGUUGAGAAGAAGCCUGAGUCCAAGAAUGUGGAUGACAUUCUGAAACCACCAGGCCGGGAGAGCAGGCCUGAAAGAAUUGUUGUUAUCAUGAGAGGAUUGCCUGGCAGUGGAAAGACACAUGUUGCAAAACUUAUUCGGGAUAAGGAAGUAGAAUUUGGAGGACCCGCACCCAGGGUUUUAAGUCUGGAUGAUUAUUUUAUCACUGAAGUAGAAAAAGAAGAAAAAGAUCCAGAUUCUGGAAAGAAAGUGAAAAAGAAGGUUAUGGAGUAUGAAUAUGAGGCUGAGAUGGAGGAGACUUACCGCACCAGCAUGUUCAAAACUUUUAAAAAGACGCUGGAUGAUGGCUUUUUCCCCUUUAUCAUUCUGGAUGCUAUCAAUGACAGAGUUAGACAUUUUGACCAGUUUUGGAGUGCAGCAAAAACCAAGGGUUUUGAGGUGUAUUUGGCUGAAAUGAGUGUCGAUAACCAGACUUGUGGCAAGAGAAAUAUUCAUGGAAGAAAGCUUAAAGAAAUAAAUAAGAUGGCUGAUCAUUGGGAAACCGCACCUCGUCAUAUGAUGCGUCUAGACAUUCGUUCCUUGCUUCAAGAUGCUGCAAUUGAAGAAGUAGAGAUGGAAGAUUUUGAUGCAAAUAUUGAAGACCAGAAGGAAGAAAAGAAAGAUGCAGAAGAAGAGGAAAGCGAACUGGGUUACAUUCCGAAAAGCAAAUGGGAGAUGGACACUUCUGAGGCAAAGCUAGACAAGUUGGAUGGCUUGAGGACUGGUACUAAAAGGAAACGUGACUGGGAGGCGAUUGCCAGCAGAAUGGAGGAUUACCUUCAGCUCCCUGAUGAUUACGACACUCGUGCUUCUGAGCCUGGGAAGAAGAGGGUGAGAUGGGCAGACCUAGAAGAAAAGAAGGAUGCAGAUAGGAAAAGGGCCAUAGGUUUUGUGGUCGGACAGACUGAUUGGGAGAAGAUCACAGAUGAAAGUGGUCACCUGGCUGAAAAAGCCCUCAAUCGAACCAAAUAUAUAUGAGACUUAGUUUUUGAAUGGAGUCAUUUUCUCUCUAAGGUGGUUCGCUUUGAGGUGACCUGAAGCCAAGGCCUCAUGAAGCUUCCUUGUGUCAUGAAGCUUCCUUGUGUUUCCAUGUUUCAAUUUCGUUUUGUUUCUACCACUUUCAUUUUUAAAAGUUCUCCAGUAUCCCCAAGAAAUUUUAGGAUCUUGCUGUAUCCAAGCAAGACAUUAAUUUUUCUUUUUAACUAAUUUGGGGAGGGAGGGUUAGCUUAACUGCUGAAGUCAGGUGGGGAUCCAUAGGAGGAUUCCAACAGAAUAUUUCCUCCACUGUACACUGUCACAGACUAUCAUCAUUGAUUUGUGGCUGUUUUUGUUUUUUUACUGUAUGUAACUGGUAGCUGAUUGUACUAGGAUUAAAAAGAAUAAACUUUCACGAUAAAGCCAAUGAAAUUCAUAGGCUGUACAGUGUGGGCCCUUUUCUCUUAUUUUCUUAAAUUUAUUUAAGAAAAUAUUGUUAUAUAAAUGCAGUAUGUCCUGCUUGCUAAACACUCCCAAACCUCUUUUCUAUUGAAUAUUAGCACAGCUAUUUGGUAGCACAUUGUAAAAUUCAAGGUUCAGUGAUAAUCAAAACAUUCAACUUUGCUUUAUAGCUGAUUUCUUUUUCUUUGUGUCUAAAAGACUAACAGACCAGGUCUAAAUACUUAUCUCUCGGGGCGUGUCUCUUCUGUAAUUUUUUUUUUUUUUUAGGAGAGGGGGGAAAUAAGGUGUCAUCUCUUUAGUCUUCCUUUUUCUUUCUGCUUUGUGCUAUUUUAUGUUUGAUGUUUUUUUCCCCCCUCUUAGCUGGUUUUGUAUACAGGUAAACAGAACUACUGUUCUCCACAGAACUCAAGCUGUUGCCUUACUUUGAACUUGAAUCAUUGCUUUCAGUCAGGAUCAAGGUGAAGGAGUAUGGAAAUGCACAGCCCACUGGCAAGCAGCCUUUGAGCCUGCCAGCGUUUCAGGUUCUUGCCAGAUUGCUCACUAUUGGAAAGUUUGGUCUUCUGCACAGAAUUUCAUCUCUUGUGUAUAAUCCCAAUCAGAGCCCAGAAACAGAGCUUAACCCCAAAUAGCAUUCUUCUUUAAAUAUAGAAAGGGGUUUCUUUUCCUUUUAUCAGUCUUCAAAGUAAAGUCAUUUUCUAUCAUGAAGAUAAAGAUGAACUUUCUUCCAUAAAUGUCAUUCUUUGUUUGUAAGCCAGCUCAGCAUCUUAUGAAUAUGUUCACUGAAGACCUCAGCAUUGUGUCAUGGAUGGAAAUCUCCAAUCUUCAAUGAAAUUCAACCUACAUUAAAUACUGUGCCUAGAGCUAAUAUUUCCUAACAGUUCAGGAGUGUCACUUUGGGUUCAGUAAUGGUCUUACCAGACUGAAGGUGCCAAUCAAUGGGAAACCCAGAAACUUCUGUACUUUUAUCUUCUGUGAAAUUCUGAAUGUUUAAGCCUAAAAGACUAGGUUCAUUAACAAAUUAAUGUUGAAUGUAUAAUUUGCUCCAUUAAAUGAUUCCCACUGUUUGUAGUAUUUAAAAAGCUGUUUUGGUGGCUAAGGCAUGUAAUAUAUUUCUACAUACUGAGUCAUCUCGGCUGCCAUUAUUUUAUUGGAAAAAGUUACGUGCCAAGAUAGCCAAAUAGAAUUAUUGUUUGUACAAAGACUCAUUUACUACUUAGUAGUGCUUCCCCAGGCCUUUUCUCACCAAAGACUUGGAAAGUUUGUUCCCUGCUUGGGAAAAAAGAAAGGCCUCCUUGUUCCUCAGUUAUCUUUAACCUUUCUGCAGCAUUUGAAACACCUGCAAGAUGAGAAGUGGUUACCCAUGGAUCAUGGGCCUCAGCAGCAUCAGCCGUGACCUGUGCCAGCUUUCAGAAAGUAGUUAGAGCAGCCAUAGGGAAUGAACAUAGAUCAUCUUCCUGCUUUAGGAAAUGUAAAGAGAGUCAUGAAAAAGAUAAGGAACCAGAAAGCAGUAAGAAAGAUAACUGAGUAAUAUUUGAUUCUUCUAGACCAUUAGGAAACUGUUAAGAGAUCCUCGAGUUUUUAUUAUCACCAAAAAGAAUAGAAAGUCAGGUGGUGUCUUGGAAAUAAUUCGGUUGGGUAUAAAUUAUAGUACCAAACCUAGAGUUCGUGUAUUUGCUAGUAUUAAUGUUAUCUUUCUUAUUUCAGAAAGCAAUUGGGUAUGUUUUUGCAUUUUUAUUUAAGUUAUAUUAUUUUUAAUGCAUUGGUGUUUCUUUUCUCUUAAUACAAAAUAGUCUGAUGUUAGAAAGUGUUCCAGAUAUUUUAAGCCAUCUGUAACAUGUUUUUUUUUUUUUUCAUUUCAGUGAUUCAGAUCCACUUGUAAGAUUUCUGAUCAAGGAACUUGGUAGAUGACAGACAGAAAUUUUCCUCUUUGAGAAUUGUUUGUUUAGGAUUGUUGGCAUAUUUCAAAUAUUCAAGUGGCUUCUCGCAGAAAUCAUAAGAUUCCACCAGUACACAGAAGCUGGACUUCUGUUACCCUGCAGUGCUGCUGGGGAUCAGUGCCAGAGCCUUAUUAUGAGGCACAAGUGUUCAAUCAACUGAAUUAUAUUCUCAGCCCAUAAAAUUUAGUUUUGAUUGGCACAA